This is a messenger RNA of Phialemonium atrogriseum, 1603 nucleotides long. Its product is annotated as Fructosamine kinase-domain-containing protein. The record is from RefSeq and is a predicted model, not a curated record. The transcript is spliced from 5 exons. Lineage: Eukaryota; Fungi; Ascomycota; Sordariomycetes; Cephalothecales; Cephalothecaceae. The coding region runs from base 136 to 1428 and encodes 430 amino acids.
GGUCCGUCCAGGGCCUUAUUCGGUCGUUAUAUAUAUUGGUGCCUUUCGCCGUUCCUCGUCGCGUUCAAGAGAUGGCACGCUCCCGGAGAUUCCAUAUCAUUUAUAUUCCAGUUUGUUCAAUCUUGUACUUUCCCUAUGGCACCUGCCGAGGCUCCAAUCCCAACGAAACCCAAGGGACCGAUUGGGGAUCGUCUGGAUGAUAGUGUCCUGGCCCAUCUCCCUUCGGACUGUCAGGUUCUGUCGAUAACCCCGUCCGGCCAGAGCCUGUGGGCCGAAACCGUCAGGAUAAGAGUUCGACAUUCCAAUGGCAGGAUUGAAGAGUUAUUCAAGAAGGCCGCAACGGGUCAGAUUGGGAGGAACAUGAUGAAGGGCAGCUACGAGGCAGAAAGCGCCCUGCACGAUGCCAUCCCCGGGUACGUCCCCAGGCCAGUCGCUUGGGGAACGUACAGCGCCGACCCGCAGACACAUUUCUACAUGUGCGAGUUCGUCGACAUGCUGGAUGACGUCCCCAGCGCCAGGCAAUGGGGCUCGGCAGUCGCUGCUCUACACCUGGGCAGCAUGGGGAACUCGCCGGACGGACGCUUCGGCUUCCAGACAACGACCCACCUUGCCAACGUCCCUGUCGACAACACGUGGUCUCGCUCCUGGGAGGAGUGCUGGACGCGGCAGAUGAAGUCCCUUUUCGACGAGGACGAACGCCGCCAUGGUCCGGAUGAGGAAUUCGCCAAGCUCAAGGCUGCUUUCCUCGCCGAGGUCAUCCCUCGCUACCUUCGACCGCUAGAGACGAACGGGAGAAGCAUACAGCCCUGCCUAAUCCAUUCCGACUUGUGGCCGGGGAACGUCAAGCCGAGGGUUGAUUCAACUGACGUCUGCUUGUUCGACCCGUGCGCCUAUUGGGGCCACAAUGAAGCGGAUCUCGGCAUAUGCCGAAAUCCCCGAUACCGACUCGGUCCGGCUUAUAUGAGGGAGUACUGGAAGCAUGUCCCCAUUUCGCAGCCGGAACAAGAUUUCGACGGGCGGAAUACCGUGUAUGCGUUCAAGUUCCACCUCCUUUUGUCUAUCCUGUAUUACAAGGACCGGCGCUUCCGGAAGAUUGCUACAGACGAGAUGCGGGAGCUGGUUAAGAAGGUGCAGUUGGAGAAGGAAGAGCUGGAGAAGGAAGAGCUAAAGAAGGAAAGGCUAAAGAAGGAGGAGCUAGAGAAGGAAGCGCCGGAGAAGGAAGAGCCGGAGAAGGAAGAGCUAGAAAAGAGAGAGUUGGAAAAGGGAGAGUUGGAAAAAGGAGAGUUGGAAAAAGGAGAGCUGGAAAAGGGAGAGCUGGAGAAGGAAAAGCUAGAGAAAGGAGAGCCGGAGGAAGGAGACAUGGAGGAAGCAAGCUUUAAAGCUAGUCUCUGCCUUCCAAUCUAUCAGACAAGCAGCUCUAAACUGUAGACAUAGGGCUGCAGGUACAGCUAACCUUGAUAUAUCUACUAGUGUUUGUCGAAGUUAUUUGGUGCUGAUAGUGGUAGACUACAGCCUACCCGUAUACGGAUAGAUUCAUAUGUCGUUGCCUGUCUCCUAUUAUUCCUUGUCUCCUUAGAUUUCUCUGCGAAAUCGAAGUUCGGUC